GCAAAGCUUUUUCAUUCACAAGCCAUUGCACCUUACCUUUUUCGCAUGACUUCUGAAUAAUUGCCAUGUUGAAAGAGAAGGUGUUAUCAAAAUGUUUAACUACGGUGGUGUUAAAACAGAACAACUGGCAUUGAUCAGAAGUCACUAAGAGCCAAAGAUUUUGAGAACUGGAAUUGUGAAUCGUUACUGAUUGUCCUGUUUGUGUCGGUCUUGAUUAUUAUUAUUUUAAAUUAUAUUGUUAAUGAACAAUUUCCAAAGUACGCUUUGGCAAUAUCAUCUACAUUCUUACGUCAUGCCGAUAAAGCAAUUGACAUUUUCAUGAACAAAAAUCUUUGUUGAUCACCCGGAAGUACAGUAAAAACAACCACAGAGGAGAGUAUGGAGAUAGACUACCAACCAGAGGACUCGCAUGUCUCCUUAUUCGACGAAGACUGUAUUGAUCACGUGAAGGACAUGAGGUUGGAAGCAGAGGCAGUGGUCAACGAUGUGCUAUUUGCUGUGGCCGAAAUGUAUGUGUCCUCAAAUUUGGACAGUGCUUUGGCUGUGGCCUACAUAAACGUGGAAACAAGAGAGGGCAAUCGCUAUUGCCUUGAGCUUAAUGAAGCUGGACUAAGGGUGGUUGGCUACGCUUUUGACCAGGUGGAUGAGAGCUUGAGCACCCAAUACUAUGAGACUGUUUAUUCACUGCUGGAUACCCUCAGCCCAGGCUACAGAGAAGCCUUUGGGAAUGCCCUGCUACAGCGAUUAGAGAGGCUGCAGCAAAAUGGACAAUGAAAGACAAAAUGGAGCUAAUGAUGUGGAAGUGAAACAGGGGUUGUAGGGACAUCAAUUGUACUAUGCGAAUUCAAACAUAGCAACCUUUCUCAUCAGGUUAUUUAGCAGGCAUUUGGCUACUACUACAGUACUAAUGACCAAUUUUCAGAUCAAGCAAAAAUUGACUUUAAUACUACAAUAAGUGGUACCUUCUCUCCUGGGUUCACCCUGGUUUUCUGUGGGUUUCAUAUUUAUGUUAUUCACAACAAUGAUUUAGACCUGCUGCGUCAGUCUGUGACCAGGAUUAUCUUCUGUCAUCAUUCCCAUCACCCCCCCGAUCUAACCAAAUUAACUCUCACACUUCAUUAACUGUGCUUUACCUCUACAUAGGUAGAUUGCACUUUAAGUAUGUUACUUAAUGAAAUUGUCCUCUGUCGUCCACUGAAAUAAGUCUACUUGGGCUUCUAUGUACAUCAGUGGGUGCAUGUCUCAUUGAAACAGCCAAAGAGAGAGAAGAUGUGGGGAUUUUAUAUGACUUGUUUUCCUAAUCCAUCAACCACCCACUCUGAUAUUAUUACUCAUAAACUGCCUUAACUAUCCGGGUUCGAUCCCAGGCUGUGUCACAGCCGGUCGUGACCGGGAGAUCCAUGAGGCGGCGCACGAUUGGCCCAG
This is a messenger RNA of Coregonus clupeaformis (lake whitefish), 1425 nucleotides long. RefSeq names its product GSK3-beta interaction protein. The record is from RefSeq and is a predicted model, not a curated record. Gene Ontology annotation, biological process: regulation of canonical Wnt signaling pathway. Gene Ontology annotation, molecular function: kinase regulator activity; protein kinase A binding. Lineage: Eukaryota; Metazoa; Chordata; Actinopteri; Salmoniformes; Salmonidae. The transcript has 3 exons. Gene Ontology annotation, cellular component: cytoplasm. The coding region runs from base 379 to 774 and encodes 131 amino acids.